Messenger RNA from Mytilinidion resinicola, 1490 nucleotides. RefSeq lists its product as uncharacterized. The record is from RefSeq and is a predicted model, not a curated record. Lineage: Eukaryota; Fungi; Ascomycota; Dothideomycetes; Mytilinidiales; Mytilinidiaceae. The transcript has 4 exons. Bases 383 to 1387 code for a protein of 334 amino acids.
CCACGCUCGCCUCCCUGUUCUGGAAGGGCACGCGGUGGCCCCUUGCACCGGGCCAUCGGCCGUGGUGCCCCAUCAGUGCCGGCAUGCGCGCAGCAGGUGCAUGUCCUCUUGAUUUGAGCCCUGUAAGAUGAUCACAACCCGGAGGCGAGCCUUGCAUGGCGAAUAGGCCGUGCGAUCGUCAGGGCGUGCAGCUCGGCGGUGGAGAUGCUGCUGUGAGAGGGGGAGCACCUGAACGCUCGCACUGGGUCGGAGUGUAUGUUAUGUAUAAAGGGAUCGUCCUGCGGUUUUCGGUAGUGAAGAGGUGCAGACAGAGACCUUGUGGCUUCAACCUGACUUUCUUUUCUUGUCUAUACCCUCGUUUUCUUUAUACAAGAGUGUCAUCAUGCUGUCUAAGAUAUUGAUCACUGCUGCGGUUUUGGGUGGGGUGGUGAGAGGUGUCCCGCUUAGGGAGAGAAGACAGGCGACGGUGCCUCAGUUCGUGCUAGAUUAUGCCCCUUUAGUCUGGUUACAUUCCCAAGAAGCGUAUCUACCAUCAGACAUAUCCGCCCAACUCGCCAACACGAAACCCGAACAUGAAUUUGUCGCCGUUGCAGGUCCAUCACCACUCACUCUGGACAACCUAAACCAACUGAACUCUCCAAACACCACCUACCUCACAUCCACAGUAGACAUUACCACCAAUCCUGCUUUCUUGAAUGGAGUAAAGCCUGACGCAUCGGGGAAAACUAACGAUGCCGUCUCAGCUGCUAUCAUCGUGAACGACCAUGGAUCUGGAAACGUGGACGCCUUUUACAUGUACUUCUACGCCUUCAACUGGGGAGGAAUCGUCCUAGGGCAGAACCUAGGUAACCACGUUGGUGAUUGGGAACACAACAUGAUCAGGUUCAAGAAUGGCGUGCCAGAUCUGGUAUGGUACUCGCAACACUCAAAUGGCGAGGCCUUCAAGUACUCCAUCCUGGAAAAGAAUGGUCUCCGGCCCAUCUCAUACUCUGGCAAUGGCUCCCAUGCCAACUACGCCAUCAAGGGGAAACACGAUCAUACUAUCCCGAAUCUCAACCUCCCCGACGGCCUCAUCGUCGACAACACAGACCAAGGCACUCUGUGGGACCCAACUCUUUCCACAUACUAUUAUGCCUACGACCCGGCCGCGUCUUCAUUCACGCCUUACGAUAGCAGCACCCCGGUGAAUUGGCUGAACUACACCGGACGAUGGGGAGACGAACAGUAUCCGGAUAGCGACAAGCGCCAGAAGAAGUUCUUCGGUCAACCUAAGUAUGCCACAGGUCCAACGGGACCUGCGGAUAAGCAAUUGAACAGGACGGAUGUGUGUCCUAGCAAUGGAAACGAAUGUAUCCAUCGCGGCAUACUUGUUCCGCGCGAUCUUUAAGGCGAUUGUGCUUCUGCAUUUUGGACGGCGUGUGGUAUACCUAUAUCCCUACAGGACACGGCUUUGCAUAGUGCAUGUUUUGGUCGGAUUAUGUGGAAGUCCC